This is a messenger RNA of Rosa chinensis, 2491 nucleotides long. RefSeq lists its product as uncharacterized. The transcript has 19 exons. Gene Ontology annotation, cellular component: small-subunit processome; nucleolus. Gene Ontology annotation, molecular function: RNA binding. NCBI's taxonomy places the organism in Eukaryota, Viridiplantae, Streptophyta, Magnoliopsida, Rosales, Rosaceae. The record is from RefSeq and is a predicted model, not a curated record. The coding region runs from base 286 to 2250 and encodes 654 amino acids.
CGUAAAGUUUCUUAAAAUCUCAAACGAUGAACGAGCAUAUAUGAUUGUGGUCUGAGAACUCGAAAGAAGCUUCAAUCUUUACAGGUGGGCAGAAAACUGAAGAAACAUUUCGGGGGCAAACAGUAGAAAUAAGGAAUCUCUAGUGGGGGGAAGUUCAAAUUGCACAUUUCAAAAAAGAAUCAUUAAAUUAAAUCAAGAGAGUAACCAAAUUGAGAUAUAAACAUGGAAACGAAAACAGAUAGGUUGGUUCCGCAUUAGGGUGAUUUUUUUGCAUCGAACGCAAACAUGGACAGCAUGGAGGUGGACGGUUCCGGCCCUUCAAAGACCUCCUACGCGCCUUAUGUAUCCGAUGCGAUGCGCCAUUGGUUGAGGUCUCUUAAAGCUCAGGACCGCAAGAAGAUAUUGGCCUACGAGCAGAAGGAGGCGGAGAUGUUGGCCCUCAUGGAGAAGGAGGCGGGGAUGUUGGCCCGCAUGGAGACGGCGAGGUUGGCCCGCCUGGAUACGGCGAGGGAGAUGGAGACUGGCGGCCCUGCUGGUGGCGCGUUUGGAGUGACCUCUUUCACUAACUUCUUCCCCAAAGAACGAGCAUCAAAGAUGCUGCAAGCUUGGCCUAUGCUGGAAUCUUCCUUACAAGACUUUGGCAUUUCAAGCUCUCUCAAUAGCGCAAACAAUUCCAUCACCGUUUCAACAACCGCAAGGACUAAGGACGCAUAUGCUAUUGACAAGGCCCAGUGUCUGCUUGAACUUUUGUCUGCAACUGAUGUUCCGCCGUCCAUGGCAUUAGAAACAUUCACUGGCAGUAGGCAGUACAGCCUCGUUAAGAUCGGGGACAUAUGCUCAAAAUACGGGCUCCAAAAGGCGCAAUAUCUUCAAUGGUUGGAACGCCCCUUCCAUUUCCUAGAGGUGCGUUCCACAGUGUAUCCCUUUCAUCUCUUUCUUAACGUAGACACAAUUACUGCUGUGUCUGCCGUGGGCGAUUCAUCUACACUACCUCGCCUCAGCCCUGCGGAGUAUUUAGAAAUUUGCAUUACCAGUAUUUUGCCUUCAGUGGAUGAUAUUGGGGACGAGAUGGAGGAGUCUUGCCCUUUGAUGAACGAAGGUGACCUGCUUGAAGCUUCCUCUCUAUAUUCCUUAUUGGAUGAAAAACAAGCAAAAAGGUUACAAGAGACUUGGACGUUGGUGGAGUCUUUCUUAAAAGAGUAUGGUAUUUCAUGCUCUCUGAAUGUGGCUGAGCGUCACAUGACAUUCUCAACAAAAAGAAGGACCACAGAACCAUAUAUUAUUGACAAGGCUUGGUGUCUUCUUGAACUUUUGUCAACAACUCAUGUUCCAGUGCCUGUGGCAAUAGAUAUAAUAGAUGGCAGCGUGAAACAUGAUUACAUCAAGAUUGGUUUUCAAGAAGGUGGGCUUUGCUCAAUACAUGGGAUCAAGGAGGAGGAGUACUGUAAACGAUGGAAUUGUCUUCGCUGGUCACUACAUGCACUUUCAGAACUGAAGGGUUGUGAUCUGUUUCUUAAUGCACACACUGUUACUGCUGUGGGGACUUCACGUGAAGUAAGUCGUUUGAUCAGGUUGAUUGUGGAAGACUGCAUCAUUUCCAAUGUGUGUCCUGCAACUGCUGCCAGGAAUGUGAGUGAUAACUUAUUCGAAACAUACCGACCACCUGAAACCACAGAGGACCCACACGUCGCGCACAUGAAGAUGAAGUAUGACGGCAUGGCUGAGAUCACCUGUUUCUGUAGGUUAUACGCUAAUGCGACCGUGUUGGAAAAAGAUUGGCAGAUGUUGCAGUCGUGUUUGAAGGAUUACAGCAAUAUUUCAUGCACACUGGUUGCGAACGACUGUGGCAUGACGGUCUCAAUAGUCAGAAGCAUUGGGGAUUCAGAUAUUGUUGGGAAGGCUUGGGAUCUUCUUCGACUCAUGUCAGCAAGUAAAGUUCCGGUUCUUUUGGCAGAGAUGAUACUGAAAGGCACUCUGCAGUGUGUCUUCAUCAAGACUGGGUAUGACGGUGGCCUUUGCUCAAAAAUUGGGAUCGAGAUGCGUCAAUUUUAUCAAGUACUGCUGCCACGUCUUGAGUGCAUCUUGAAGAAUGCUGCAAGCCGAGCAGGUUGCAAGCUUUUGUUCAAGGAUGAAACUAUAAUUGUGUUGGGGAAAGAUCCUGCAGUCUUAAAUUUGUUCGAGAUGAGUGCACGGAAAUGGCUGGAAGAACACAAGGAUGAUAAGGAUGAUUAUGAAAGUCGCAAAGAUUGAAAUAGUUGUUUUUAUUAUCUGCCUUUAACAAUAGAAAGAGUUGUUUGUCUAGAGAUGGCAUUAUGAAUCUAUGAUUGUGUGCUUAAUUUGUUACAUGUCUCCUCGUCCAUGCAACAAUCCCUUAAGUAAUCUGAGCAUACCAGUGAGCUGUGAGAGCCAAUGAUAAAUUUGGUAUCCUACAUGUUUUUCUUUCUUGUUUUUAAAUUUUUCAAGAAGACAUUAAGAUUUCAAAUGCUAUUAU